AUGCUGCUGUAUGGUGUCAGUGGAGAAUCUCUCUCUAUGUUCUCCAGAGUGAGAGAUGAUGUCAGUCUGCCGUGUAACAAUGUGGUUUAUCCAAACUGCUCCUCAACUACAUGGAUCUAUAACAGUGUUGGAUCUACUGUUACUAUUGAAGAGGUUGUAUUGGGGAAGAUCAAAGUUGAGAAGACAGAGAGAGCAGACAGACUGAGUUUAGGAUCUGACUGUUCUCUACAUGUUAGUAAUGUCAGAGCUGAGGAUGCUGGAGUCUACAUCUGUCGACAGUUCCUUACAGAGACUGGACCACAACAUGGAGGUGAUGCCCCUGUUCAUCUGUCUGUUCUAACCAUGACAGAUCUGAAGUCUAAUGUAAAUAUGACAUUACGGUGUUCUCUGCUCACCUAUAUGGAACAUGGAAAGUGCAUCUCAGGAGUUAGUCUCAGCUGGGUGCCUAAAACAGGUACUAAUGCCCAGGUCACACUGGAUUCUUCCUGUGAAAUCUCUCUGACUGUGACACUCCAGAAGGAGGACAACAACAGGAAGUGGACGUGCACGCUGACUGAAAAUGGAAACGUGAAGAUCUCCAUUGACUUCCCCUCCACAUUCUCAGAUAUUGAAGAAAAGACCACUGAUAAUGAUGACGUCAUCUCCACUGUCCCAGGUAAAAUACUCCCAUCUGUAUGAUGUGUAAAGAUGUAGUAUAUGUUUUAUCUGUCCUCUGGUUACAUAGUACUGGGUACUGUGUUUUCCCAUGCUGUGUCAGGGUUUGAGACUGGGUCCAGAAAGACACUUGGUUUGAUGUUUUUCAGACAGUUCUGAUGUAACUACUCUGAUGCCUGUCUAGACAUCCACCAAUACUAAGCAGCAGUAUAAGACUGGUCAUGUAAAAA
Molecule: messenger RNA, 884 nt
Organism: Salmo salar (Atlantic salmon)
Lineage: Eukaryota; Metazoa; Chordata; Actinopteri; Salmoniformes; Salmonidae
Source: RefSeq, a predicted model, not a curated record